Messenger RNA from Xiphophorus maculatus (southern platyfish), 1953 nucleotides. RefSeq names its product alpha-1,3-mannosyl-glycoprotein 4-beta-N-acetylglucosaminyltransferase B-like. The record is from RefSeq and is a predicted model, not a curated record. The transcript has 15 exons. Lineage: Eukaryota; Metazoa; Chordata; Actinopteri; Cyprinodontiformes; Poeciliidae. The coding region runs from base 109 to 1698 and encodes 529 amino acids. Gene Ontology annotation, molecular function: acetylglucosaminyltransferase activity. Gene Ontology annotation, biological process: protein N-linked glycosylation. Gene Ontology annotation, cellular component: endoplasmic reticulum-Golgi intermediate compartment; Golgi stack; endoplasmic reticulum.
UAACACUAACCUGUAGCAUUCACCUUUAGCUGUCCACCUGUUAUCCAUGGGAAGUGAGGGGGGCAGACGUACAGUGACUGAGAGGAAGGACAGCUAGUGCGAAAUGAAAUGAGGUUUUACCCCCUACGAGUUGGAUGUUUGUUGGUGGUCGUGUGUUUUCUGUCACUUUCUUGGAUAAAAUCAUUUCCGGAUGAUGGAGCAGAACUGCAGGUGCUGUACAAGAGACUGUUGAUGGCAGAAGAGCUGGGAGGAAAGGUCAGCAAGGACCUCAGCAUCAUCCUGGAGCAGCUGGGGAACAUGACACGCGCUGCUAACGUCAGCCACCUCUGGAGCAACAUGUCCAGCAGCAGCAACACCAUGGUAAAGCAUCUGAUGGAUGACCUGAGCAGACAGCCAUUGCCUCAGGCCAGCAUUCACUUCUACAUGCCUCACCUCAGGGAGCAUCCCAACAGCCUGGUGCCUCAUGUGGUGCUGGGGAAGGGACGCAGCGGAGUGAGCAUGGUGCUGGGCAUUCCCACGGUGAAGCGUGAGAAGCAGAGCUACCUGGUCAACACCCUCAGCUCCCUGCUGUCCGGCCUCACCUCCUCAGAAACGCAGGAUCUCCUCAUCAUCGUCUUUGUCGCUGAGACGGAACUACAGUAUGUGGAGGGCAUCGCACGCAGCCUGUCUGAGAAUUUUCCAAAGGAGGUGCAGUCUGGUUUACUGGAGGUGGUCUCCCCAUCGCAGCAUUACUACCCCGACUUCAACACCCUCAAAGAGACGUUUGGAGACUCCAAGGACAGAGUGAAAUGGCGAACUAAGCAGAAUUUGGACUACAGCUUCCUCAUGCUGUACGCUCAGGACAAAGGAACUUACUAUGUUCAGUUGGAAGACGACGUUUUUGCAAAGAGCGGUUACUAUAGCGACAUGAAGGCAUUCGCCACGCUGGCGUCUUCUAACGAAUGGCUCUACCUGGAAUUCUCCCAGCUUGGGUUCAUAGGUAAGAUGUUUAAGACCAGAGACCUCCCGAUGAUAGCCGAGUUCUUCCUCAUGUUCCACAAAGACAAGCCCAUCGACUGGUUGCUGGAUCACAUUCUGUGGGUGAAGGUUUGCAACCCGGAGAAGGAUAACAAACACUGUGAUCUUCAGAAAGCAAUGAUGAGGAGGAGAUAUAAGCCCUCGCUCUUCCAGCAUGUUGGUCUUCAUUCCUCUUUGCCUGGAAAACUACAACAUCUGAAGGAUAAGGACUUUGGGAAGCAGAGUUUGUUUCAGGCUCACAGUAACCCAGCUGCUGCGGUGAACAGCAGCAUGAAACACUACCAGCAGCACAGCCUGGAGCGGCUUUACAAAGGAAGUGACUUCAUGUGGGCUUUGACGCCGGUCCAGGGUGACUACAUCCUCUUCAGCUUCCCUCAGCCCAUCCGCAUAGCUGGGUAUGUGUUUCGUAGUGGAAACAGCCAGGCAGUGGGGGAUAAAUUUUACAACACAACAGUGGAAGUCCUCUCCAGCUAUACAACGGCUACAGAGAAGCUCCUGGAUGGCUCACCGUCUAAAUACAAGCGGUCUGACAGCAACUUCGUUGUUAUUGGUGAAUUUUACAACGGAGUGGCUGAAGGAGAAAUUGCUGAAGUUCUGCAGCCCAUCUCAGCUCUGCGCCUGGUGGUUCAGUCUGACUCAGACGUCUGGGCUCUGCUGAGCGAGAUCCACAUCAAGGUAUGAAGACAAGGCGCGCCCUCUGCUGGGCAAAGACUCUAACUACAGGGACAUUUUGAAGCAGCUCUGAAGCCUGACGAGCAGAUCGCCUGUUGGUGAUCUGAGAGGAGCUUCAGACGGAAAUCUGACUCAUGUUGAGUAACCAUGUGGAGGAAGAAGUACUCCCCCCACUGACGGGUUUACACCAACAUAACCUGUCACACAUGUUUUUGCACUAUGACAGAUUUUUAUUCUAUGAAAUAAACAUGUAUGAAAUAUCAA